CCGGCUAAAAUCCUGUUUAUAAUUAUUGUCCAUGGACGUGAUUUUCGACAAUUUAAGCGUUUAUUAACCGCUAUCUACAACAAGAAUCAUUAUUACUACAUACAUACUGACAAGAGGAGUGAAUACCUGUGCAACAAAAUAAGGGAUUUUAUUGAUACGCGAAAAGAGAGAAACAUAGCUGUAACAUCUUGGAAUCUUGAGCCAAUGUGGGGUAGUUCAAGCUUCCUUGAUGUUUUACUACGUUGUAUGAAAGACGUUUUAUUAUUAGAACGAUUCUCGGAAUGGAAAUGGGAUUUUUAUGUUAACUUGAGCGGUUCUGAUUAUCCAAUAAAAAAAAUUGAUCAGUUUACCGCAUACCUGUCUCUUCGAAAAGGAAAAAACUUCAUUUCCAGUAUGUCGAUUUCCACUGCUGAGUUCGUCAAACGUCAAGGUUUAAAUUUCCUAUUCUACGAAUGUGAUAAUCGUAUGUGGCGAAUUGGUAAGAGGAGCAUUCCCUCCCAUUUGCAUUUUUAUGGUGGAAGUGAUUGGAUUAUUUUAUCCUACCAGUUUUGUAGUUACCUAGUAACUUCCAGUGAUCCAUUUAUUAACGACAUAAUUCUAUUUUAUAAAUAUGCUCUUCUCCCAGCGGAGUCAUUCUUUCACGUUGUUCUCCGAAAUAGUGAAUUCUGUGGCACAAUAGUUUAUGAUAACCUUCGAUUGAUCAAUUGGAAGACUAAUCUAUCGUGUCAUUGUCAAUAUCGGAAAAUUGUUGAUUGGUGCGGAUGCUCACCAAGUAAUUAUAGACGCAGCGAUAUAUCAAGAAUAGAUACGUCGAAGGCAGUAUUUUUCGCUAGAAAAUUUGAACCACUGGUAAAUCAAGAGAUCUUGAACAUGAUUGACGAACUUUUACUUGGUAAGAAGCUCAGGCAACCAAACCGAUACCAUUAUUGGCAAAAUUUAUGCCACGCUAGCGAAUUUAUUGCUGGAAAAUGUAGCCGUUAUAAAUUUUACAUUGAAUCUUGCAUGCGCUUAGCAAGAAGUAAUAUGACGUCUUUAUUGAAAAAGAAAAUUGAUCGAUCACUGGAAUUUGCGGAACUUGUCCUAAUUAAUCAGAACGAUACUUUUGCCGGGAUGCUAGUCUCUUUCUUAAUUUCUACAAAUUUAAUUCUAGAAGUAUGGAUGAAAAAAAGGCAACUAGCGUGGGCUAUGCCCUUAAGUAAAGGCGCAGAGCGUCUGUAUGAUAUGCAGGUUGGUAGUAAUUUAGAUAAAAAAGAGCAAAUCUUUCGCAACUAUGGUAUAUUGUCAGCAAACGAUGAGCUAACUGUUUUUCAAAGAUGGAGACUGGGUCCUAAAUUUCAUUGUAAUCUAACGUGGGUUAAACCUGACGGUGAAAUAGCUGAUCAUAGAUUCUUGGCUAUCGAAUCCAAUUGGAGAUUUUCUUAUUUCAAGGCAGAAAUUUUGAAACCAGUCAUCCCUGGAAGAUGGAAAGUUUAUUUAAGCAUCAAUAAUAUCAUCUUUUCAGAGCUACAGUUCAUUUUGUUCCCUGUAGACAGUAGACUAAUUCGAGGCCUGCAGACUUCAUCAGCCCUCGGAAAUGACUAUUUAGCCGAAUUACCUAGAUUGGGUGAAGCUAAUUCAAACGUUAUGUACACAAGUAAUCGUUUAAAUUACGAUAAUAUUUAUUCUAACAAGAAGUGGAUCGACUCCUUAGUUUCAGAAUCUUGGGAAACAUAUAAAUUUUGUGUUGGAGUCAAGGAUCGGGACGUAAAUAAUGCUUCAUUAAAGUUGAUUGCCGGUACUGGGAUAACUAACUGUGAAGACUCAGAGUGGAGCUCUUUCAUUAAAGAUCAUAAAACUGAAUUUAGAAGCAAUGUCGUGGCAAUUGAUUAA
Messenger RNA from Trichoplax adhaerens, 1869 nucleotides. RefSeq lists its product as uncharacterized. The record is from RefSeq and is a predicted model, not a curated record. NCBI's taxonomy places the organism in Eukaryota, Metazoa, Placozoa, Uniplacotomia, Trichoplacea, Trichoplacidae. Gene Ontology annotation, biological process: heparan sulfate proteoglycan biosynthetic process; chondroitin sulfate proteoglycan biosynthetic process. The annotation marks the transcript as partial. Gene Ontology annotation, molecular function: protein xylosyltransferase activity. Gene Ontology annotation, cellular component: membrane. The transcript is spliced from 3 exons.